AUGGUUUUUGUACGAUUUUAAAAUUUGCGUCUACCGUUAGGUGGUUACCUCUCAUGUUACCCAUUACCCAGUACUGUAUUCAUGUGUACUCGUAUCAGCUAUCGUGCUCUGUACAACCAAGUACACCGUGUGCAAUGUCAUUAUUCGUGAUUUUGUUUUCAUCGAGUUAACAAAUUUAUUUUUAAAAAGAAAAAUUCCGUUUCAAUUGUUAUACUUGUUCAAUUGUACUCGAUAUACAUUAACGAAUAUUUCAUUACAUCUCAUCCAAAAAGGUCUAUUCAGUUGGUACAUAAAUGAUACCAAGACUCAUAUUUAGACCUCUAUUUUUAAGAAAAAUAUUUUUAAAAUUGUAUAUGCAGCUUUAAUACCUCAUGUUUUGAGGUAUAUUCUUUAAAUCAUUCAAGUUGUUGGACCUAUUAUGGAUCAUCUUAUUGUGUGUACAAGAAAGCUGUCUUUCAAUCGUCAAGAAAAUAUUGGUUGUUUUGGAAACAUAGAACCAUAUUCAUGUGAUGGUCAAGUAGAAACAAAUUUCAAAUUUCCGUCACCACCACACCUAUCCAAUAGGCACUACAUUUCACCAAAAGAACAUCUACCUCAAAAUAAUACUACAUCAUCUUCAUACUCGCACAGUGAUUCAGAUUCUGCAUCAGACUCUGAUUCAAUAUAUUCAAAUUCUGAUGUAUAUGAGCAAGAAUGCCCUCGAUAUGAUAAUCAGUUGUUACCAUAUAAAAAAAAUAAAAAGUCUGCCAAUAGAUUUCGUUCUUCAUAUAAUUCCCGUGGAUAUUCAACAAAUUCUAUUCCUUAUAAACAUAAACAUUCAUUUGCUCAUUAUUUGCCUCCAAUUGGUGUUUUUUGGGACAUAGAAAACUGUCAAGUUCCUAAAGGAAGGUCUGCAGUAGCUGUGGCCCAAGCAAUAAGAGAUAGAUUUUUUAUUGGUUAUCGAGAAGCUGAGUUUCUUGUUGUCUGCGAUGUUAAAAAAGAAAAUGCACAAGUUGUUCAAGAACUAAAUGAUGCUCAAGUCAAUUUAAUUCAUGUAACAUCUGUAUGCAAAAACGCAGCUGAUGAGAAACUUCGUUUAUCAAUGAGAAGAUUUGCUGAUUUACAUGGUUCUCCUGCAGCUGUAGUUUUAGUUUCUGGCGAUGUGAAUUUUGCAUCUGACCUUUGUGAUAUUAGACAUAGAAAAAAAAUGCAUGUAAUAUUAUUACAUAAUGAACUUUGUUCUGAAAGUCUCAUUUUGUGUGCCAAUGAACAUUACAAUUACACACAUUUAGUUGAAAUGUUACCAUUAAGAAAUGCUCUUCGGCAAUGUGGAAAUACACCUGUCGAAGUUAUUGUAUCCAAUUUACCGGGUGGCAUUGAUCCGGCCAAAAUUAGAAAUCGUUUAAAGAGAUUAUCUGAAAAUUGUGGUGGACGUGUUGGAGUAAUAAAUAAUUGUUCAACCACAAUUAGAUUUCCCACCAAAGAAAUGGCUGCAAGAGCUCAGAAACGAAUGAAUAAAGAGCGCGUGUUUAAUAGUCAAAUUGUUGUUAGUUUACCAUUUGCUGUUAAAGAAGAAUCACCACCUACUAGUUUUAUAAGUAGACCUGUAGUACAGACAAGAGAAGAAAAUAUACAACAUAUAGCUACUACCAUUCAGUAUUCUUCAAAUAAUAUGCAUUCAAGGUUCAAUAUAAAUCCUGUUAAUCCUCCUGCUACAUUUGAAAACCAAACAUUUGGUUUGUAUGGUCAACAAGUUAAAGGUGGUUUUGGAAUGUCUCAGAUGAACACUGGUGUAGAUAACUCAAUGAGAAACCAUAACCCUUGGUUAACAUCUAAUUCUGUAGGUAUACAAACAUGGUUGAAUGGACCUCAGAUCCCUAUAAAUGGAGCUAGAGGAAGUUCAAUUAACUAUAAUAAUGGAGGAAGACCAAUAUCUGGUAUUAGAGAUAACCAGGAUCAAUUAUGUGUUACCAGUCAAACCCAAAAUUCUACUACACAGCCCCUUCCUUUAAAACAAAGUGAAAAUUGGAUGCGGCAUGGAUAUCCAGCAGCAAUGAAUAAUGGUGCUCCUAUAACAAUUUUAAAAAGAGGACCAAGUGGAUUAUCACAAACUGAUUCUCAAAGAAAUACAAGGCCUAUUUCAAAUGGUGGUCCUCCAUCAUACAUGAUGUUUGGUGUUAAUACUUCAAUUCCACCUCCUCCAAUUAUCAAUGUUCCUAGAAGAGUAAGUCCACCAACUUUAGUGGAGAAUACAAAUCCUGAUCGAUACUUUCAUCCUAUAUCUCCAUCUUAUAACAAUUUACCAACAAAUCAGAACCCAGUACUUGUAACUCAACAAAGUAAUCCAGUUGACUUGCAUGUUACUAAUUUAGAUCAGAACAUUGAUUCUGUUGAGAUGAAAAAUAUAUUAAUUAACACAUUCAGAGAACAUGUUAUGGUGUUACACGUGUCAGUCUUUUAUCAGUCCGAUGGUAACUUUGCAGCAGCUGUUCGAGUAUCUAGUCAGCAAGAUGCACAGUAUGCUAUUUCUAAGCUUCACAGGCGCAAAAUUGGAUUUAAAAGAAUUAUGAUUGCCUAUGCACAUUCUGGUUAUCCUCAAAAUCCUACACUGCUUAGAUCUCAAAUAGCUUAUAUACUGAUGGAAGUUCCUGGACAGCGUUUACCUUUAUUCAAAUUUCGUGAAAUGUAUGAAAAUCGUUUCAUGACUUCUGUAUCUGUAUCAGAUCUAUAUAAAAUGAAAGAUGUAUGUUUAAUAAGUGAAGAACCAAAUCAUAGAAUUAUUAGUUUAAAUCCUGAACAUCGUAAUACCCCAUCACCCCUUCUUCAACCUUCUAUGCCUAUGUCUCAUUUAGAUAAAAGUGAUGCAAUUUCGUACUGUCCAUCCCAUGCCAAAAUGACAAAACCAACUGAUGAUAAAGGCUGGGCUGAAUUGGAAAUGCCUGCGUUACCAUAUGUGAAAGUUUCACUAAAUGAAUUUUCCACGCGUUUACAUUCAUUGAUAUCAUCCCAUAAUAAUUAUUUAAUUUUAGCGACUAUUUGUGAUUGUUAUGAAGCUGCAUUUUAUGAACAAAUACAGACAGAUGAUGCUGGAGUUCCUUUAGAACAUAUUGUGACUGCUGUUAAUGGUGUUGAACUUCUUCAGAGCUGUAGUGUUGGUGUUAAAUAUUUGACAACGUCUUCAACUUCAGAUGUUGGAAAUAUGUCCACUAGAUCUUCAACCCUUGAAUCUGAUACUAAAUCAGAAGCUAGUGUAAGUGGUGUGAAAAGUAUUAGUCCACCAUUAGCCAAUAAUAUGGCUUUAUUGAGUCGCGAACUGGUUGAUUUAUUAAAAACUUGUACUCAUUGUACAAUGUCAUUCAAUCGUUUUAUACCAGCUUAUCAUCAUCAUUUUGGCCGUCAGUGUCGGGUUGCUGAUUAUGGGUUUACCAAACUGAUUGAUUUAUUAGAAGCAUUACCCAAUAUUGUACAGGUUUUUGGAGAGGGCAAUAAACGUUUUAUUACAUUAGCACAUAAAGCUCAAAUGCGGAGGUUUACAUCAGAUUUAUUGCGAGUUCUCAAAUCUGUAGCAAGCAAACAAGUGCCCAUUUUAGAAUUUGCUACACUUUUCGAAAAGACAUUAGGCCGUGUGUUUGAUCCAGUAGAUUAUGGACUUUGUUCUCUUGAUGAUUUAUUAUCACAAGUAUCCGAAAAUACAGUAGUCAUUGGUCAUCUAGAUGGACAAAAAUCAGUAGCAAUUCCUAAGCGAGAGCAAACUCCUGAAGAAAUUGAACGUACUAAAGCCUUUUCAAAAGAAGUAAUAGAGUUAUUAAGUCAUGCUCCACAGUGUAGUUUAUUAUUUAAUAAGUUCAUUCCUUCUUAUCAUCAUCAUUUCGGCCAUCAAUGUAAAGUUGCUGAUUUUGGAUUUACCAAGUUGAUUGAGUUAUUUGAAGCAAUACCACAUAUUGUUAAGAUUGAAGAUGAUUUGGAAGGAGAACGUCGUGUUUCAUUAACAACUGAAGUAAAGCAAAAUGUUCUUGGUGAGCAACUAGCUGCAUUGGCCAUUUAUCCACUACAAAUUAGUCAGCUACAAAAUGCUUUCUUGUGGCAGUAUGGUUAUGGUCUCAAACCAUCAAUGUAUGAAUGUGAAACAUUAAUGGAGUUAUUACAAAAACUUGAUGAUGCUGUAAAGGUUGUUGAUAAUCAUGGUGAGCUAUUUUUGAUCGCAGUAGACCGUAAAGAGGCUCAUAGGUUGUCUUUAAAAGUAAGACGAGUAUUAAUGGAACAUUCAUCCAAUGAUAAAAUGUCUGUUUUACAAUUUCAAUCUGUAUACCACACAAUGUUUGGUGAAUCUAUAACUAUAGAAACAAUCCAAGAGAAACUUAGUGAAACAGUAAAUAUUAUUAAAACUAAAUUUGGUGAGGAAUAUAUCCAAUUAACAACACUGCAAUUAUUUGCUCAAAAUAUGUAUCGUCUACUAUUAUUGUCUGAUGGUCGAUUAUUGUUUUCAUCUCUUGAAGCUGCCUACCUACGUUUAUUUGGAACUGCCAUUCAGCCUGCUGUUUAUGGAUAUCAAUCUGUAAUAGCAUUGUUAACUAGUAUUUCACACACUGUACUUAUUGUAAACAAACCACCAAAACGUUAUAUUGAACUCAAUAAAGAACUUGCAAGCGUAGGUAUUCGUGUACCAAAUACUAUUAUGAAAACACCCAAGCUUGAUGAAUUAGAAAAUAAUCAAUCUAUGAUAUGCACAAAAAUCCAUGAAGAAAGUUAUAACGAAACCAAUGCAUAUCUGUUAGAUGAGAAUAAUAAGACGCCUAUAGUAAAACUUCCUGAUUUGAAGUUGCAUCCAAAUAUAUUUAAUAUGAGCCCUAUGUCAUUGGUUAAUUGUUCUUCACCACAAGCACCUCAUCCAUCACAGGUGCCUAUGCCUACUGAACUGUGUCCACCAUUUGGCGAUAAGUUCAAACCAAUCACUACAAUCAACAAUAACAAUCAAUACAAUAACAAUCAGUUCUGUUGUCCUAUGAUAAGUAACACACAGUCUAAUGAUCAAAGUAAUCAAUGCUUAGUUCAACUAAAUGACCGUUUUCAUUUAUAAAAAUUUGGUCACUUUGAAUAAUGCUCUGUAUUUUUUAUAAAUGAAAGACUUAAAUAA
Messenger RNA from Sipha flava (yellow sugarcane aphid), 5113 nucleotides. It is a transcript of the gene Marf1, whose product is annotated as meiosis regulator and mRNA stability factor 1. The record is from RefSeq and is a predicted model, not a curated record. NCBI's taxonomy places the organism in Eukaryota, Metazoa, Arthropoda, Insecta, Hemiptera, Aphididae. Gene Ontology annotation, biological process: post-transcriptional gene silencing. Gene Ontology annotation, cellular component: peroxisome; cytoplasm. Gene Ontology annotation, molecular function: CCR4-NOT complex binding; mRNA base-pairing post-transcriptional repressor activity; RNA nuclease activity. Bases 419 to 5056 code for a protein of 1545 amino acids. The transcript has 27 exons.